CAGACUCGAGAAGUCAUCGCAGGAAAAGAACCAAGAGUAUUGAGGAUGAUGAGGAGGGUCACCUGGUCUAUCACAAUGGAGACAUGCUAAGAGCAAGAUAUGAGAUUAUAGGGACUCUGGGCGAAGGAGCCUUUGGAAAAGUAGUAGAGUGCCUUGACCGUUCAAAAAGCAAUGCAAGAGUUGCGCUGAAGAUCAUCAAAAAUAUCGAGCGCUAUCGUGAGGCAGCCUUGUCAGAGGUUGAUGUGCUUGAGCGGAUAAACUCGCUUGAUGAGGAAAAGAGAUUUGCUUGUGUCCGGAUGCUGGACUGGUUCGAUCACCACGGCCACAUCUGCAUAGUGUUUGAGCUGCUGGGACUGAGCACGUAUGACUUCCUGAAGGAGAAUGGAUUCAUGCCCUUCUCGUUGAACCAGAUCAGAUUCAUGGCAGACCAGAUAUUCAGAGCCGUGCAGUUUCUGCAUCGAAAUAAGUUGACUCACACUGACCUCAAGCCUGAAAACAUUCUGUUUGUGGACUCCAACUAUGACAUCAAGUACAACUCCAAAAUGAAGCGAGACGAGAGGACCUUAAAGAGGCUGGAUGUGAAAGUUGUUGACUUUGGCAAUGCUACCCAUGACCACGAGCACCACACCUCUGUGGUGUCCACACGUCACUACAGGGCUCCAGAAGUUAUAUUAGAACUUGGCUGGAACCAGGCGUGUGACGUGUGGAGUUUGGGCUGUAUCCUGAUUGAGUUCUAUCUGGGGUUAACCUUAUUUCAGACUCACGACAGUAAAGAGCAUCUGGCGAUGAUGGAGAGGGUUUUAGGACCCAUACCAGCAUACCUGCUUCAGAAAACCAGGAAGCGGCGUUAUGUGCAUCAUGACAAAUUGGACUGGGAUGAGCACAGCUCCGCGAGGAGAUACGAGGAACACUGUAAACCUCUAAAGCAAUACAUGUCCUCUAACUCCGAGCACGAGCUGCUGUUUGACCUGCUGCACAAGAUGAUGGAGUAUGAUUCAUCCAAACGAAUCACCCUGGAGCAGGCCAUUGGACAUCCCUUUUUCAACCCGAUAAGAAAAGAGAGAAAGUGACUUGGAGGCUACACAAAAUGAACCUUACUGCUCCCAGGGAGACUGCUGCUGACUGUAUCAGUCUGCUUUAAGACUGCCUGCUUCAUCACUUUUGUCCAUAUUUAUUGUCAAUUUGAUUAUAUGGGCCAAAUUUAUCUGUACGUUUGGCAAAUUAAACUUGAAUGCGCUUUGAAUACA
This is a messenger RNA of Puntigrus tetrazona (Sumatra barb), 1247 nucleotides long. RefSeq names its product dual specificity protein kinase CLK4-like. Gene Ontology annotation, molecular function: protein tyrosine kinase activity; ATP binding. Gene Ontology annotation, biological process: protein phosphorylation; regulation of RNA splicing. The record is from RefSeq and is a predicted model, not a curated record. Lineage: Eukaryota; Metazoa; Chordata; Actinopteri; Cypriniformes; Cyprinidae. Gene Ontology annotation, cellular component: nucleus.